Naegleria gruberi is the source of this 336-nucleotide messenger RNA. RefSeq lists its product as uncharacterized. Gene Ontology annotation, biological process: translation. Gene Ontology annotation, cellular component: ribosome. The record is from RefSeq and is a predicted model, not a curated record. Lineage: Eukaryota; Heterolobosea; Eutetramitea; Acrasida; Naegleriidae. Bases 1 to 336 code for a protein of 111 amino acids. Gene Ontology annotation, molecular function: structural constituent of ribosome. The transcript has a single exon.
AUGCGUAUGUAUGGUUCGUUGGCAAGAAGUGGCAAAGUCAAGGCACAAACACCUCGAGUGCCUAAAACUUCUGAAGCCUCCACAAAGUAUAGUACAAACAAAUUCCGAUCAAAAGAAAGUGAUCGAGGUGUUUCGGUAACUUUCGAAAAGUACAACACAGCAAAAGGAUGGGAAAAGUUAGAGUUUAUUGAAGCAAAGAAACAGGAAUCUAUUAUAAGGCGAAGGACGAAUGAUCAAUGGUAUCAUCGAUCCACUGAUACCAAUCAUAAAAAGUGGCAUAGAAAUCAUCCAAAAGAUGGUUUUUAUCAAUCGAGACAAGUUGUAGAUAAUUUGUAA